CGUGCUGGUGAGCUGAUAAGGCCGGUUGCUUAGUAUCAAAGUUUGCUUGUUCUGAACAGUGACAUUCAAACAUGCAUUCGGUUUUAAUGAAGGCGGUUCUGGGCAGUUCACCCGACUACGAUCUGUUGUUUGACUCUCUUUGUUGGACGGGAGAGGCGUCUUGUUGGCCGGAGACGGAGCGGGUGGAGGCGCUGACAACUCUCAUUGAAGGACUAGGACCUCUAAUGUCCGACCCCGAUUCAGCUGGACUUACAGAUGAGAAGAAACGCAGCAUUCACGAAAAAAUCGAGUCGGUCAUCUGGUCGAAGUGCCUGCCCUUUCUGUCCAGAAUAUCCGCAGGAGCAGACGAUGAAACGCGCUGCAGGGAGAGCACGGCGGCCGCCUGCAGGCUCCUCCGUGCCUGCGUCUCCCUGCGCGGUGAAGACGUGCAGAAGAGAGUUGCUCUCUCCAUCCUGCAGUCCUUCCAGCCGUCAGACGAUGAGCUGGCUCGGGGACAUCUCAGUGUGCAGGUCGCCACUGAAGUUUUAGCAGCUCUCAUGCCUUUUCUCACCGCGGAUGACCAGCUCACAUUCAGCACCUUGACCUCCGCCUUGUCCUCCAUCAGGUCGCUCCCGGACGCGCCGCUGGUCUCCAGAAUCACAGUGCGGGUUGUUUUAACUUUGUUGAACUGCUGCAGCGGUGGUGGGAGGCUUUCCAGCAUCCUGGAGCGCAUCCUGGAUGAUGUGUGCGGCUGGCACUCCUCUGAGCGCAGCCCGGGGGCCACGGAGAGGGCCCUGCUGUGCUUCACCGUCCUGUCAGACCACCUCCUGAAGCCCCGUGGCUCCCCGGACCCCCGGCUCUCCAUUCAGUUCUGGAGGGUCGUUCAGGACGGACUGAUCCACAGAGACAGCGUGUCACGUAAGAGGGCACUGUACCUGCUGAAGAGGAGCGCUGCUCUGUCUGAGGAGGAGGGGGUGCACUGCCCCCACUCUGCAUCAGAGGAGGAGGAGGUGUUGUUCAGAUGGGCCCCUGAUAAGAGCAGGCUGCUCAAGGAGUUCUGGGAGGAUUAUGUUUUGGUGAUGGAGACUCUGGAGGAAAACCAGGUUCAUGUUGUCCGGCCAGUUUUAAACAGAAUAGAUUCUCUGAUCCAAACGGCAGUGAAUGACAGUCAAGGCCGGGGCCUCCUCCACCCGUCCUGGCUGCUGUGUGUGUAUCAGCGGAUGUUCCACAGUGAGAAUAAAUCCUUAAUGAGAGAAGGAGUGGGCCAUCUGCUCGAGCUGCAGGUCCUCCAGCAGCCCCGCUUCGCCUCAGGUUUUUCUCAGUUUGUCGUCGGUCCAUUUAUGGACGCGCUUUCUGAAACGUCACUGUUCUGCAGGUCAGCUGAUCAGAGCGUAGGAGACUGUCCUGAGCUGGCUGUGAAACUCCAGGUCUUCAUGUCCACCUUUUUCAGCAGCCUGCCAUCAGAAGAGAGAGGUCACGUGUUGCUCCAGCUGAUCCAGCAGCUGGGCUCUAAGCACUGGUGUGCAGUACCCCUUCUCUUUGUCUGUCAGGCUCUGUCCAAACUCCCCCCGAGUCCUCUGCUGACGAGCAGCGGGCUCUCUGCUCUCAGAGAGGUGCUGCGCUGCACCAUGAUCACUCAUCAGGUCCUGCUGAGAGGAGCUGCUCAGUGCUUUCUGCUGAACAGCGCCCUCUCUCUGACAGCAGUGAGUGAAGUGACCUUAGAUGACGUGUUUAUUUUUCUGACACAUUUCCGUGCGGAUGAAUCGUUGUGUAGAGGGACGGAGCUCUGGAGCCAGCUGUGUUCCUGGUUUUUGGAACAUGAAAACGGUUUUAAAUCCAGAUUAUUCGAUGGAGAUUGCACUGAUGCUGCCACAAAAAAGGAAACUGUCAGAGCUUACGUUCAAAGCGAAAUACUCUCCUAUCUCCGGGUUCCAGCAAGCACGGGUCAGACUGAGAGGUUACCCGACUGCAGGGAGGCUGAUAAGCUGGCCACAUCUGUCCUGGUGUGUGUGGACAUGGAGAGGAGCCGCCUGGGAGCAGAGAUCAGCACCUUCCUGGAGUCUCUGCUGUCGCCCCUGCUGGACACGCUGAGCAGACUCAGCACCAAUAUCUACCUGCCUGUACGGAAGAGCGAUAAGAGCCUGCAGCUCCUGCUGCGACUGCUGCAGAUCAGAGCCGAGCCACGCUGUCAGCGAGCAGGAAGUGAGGAAGAUAAUGUGAUUGUUGCCUUGGAAAAGCUGUUUUCUAAACAUGCCGAUUCAAUCCAGGAGUUUAUCUUGAGGCGGCUGUGUGGGGAACUGCAGGAGCUGUUUGACGUGGAGCGAGCAGAGCUCUAUCUGUGUGUCCUGAGGCAGCUAGUUCGCAUGUGCUGCAAUAAAAUUCAGCCGACUACUUUCCCUAAACUCAUCAAGCACAGCCUUGCAGUCUUGCAAGAACCAACCCAGCAGGUCUCGUCUGGGACAAAUCAGGUGACCAGAGCUGUCAGUAUGGCGUCCCUGGCCACUGUCUGUGGUUUUAUGGAGGAGGAAGGGAUUGGCGUAAAAUCUGAGGUCCUUUCUGCUCUCAAACCACUGAACCAUUACUUCUAUACUUCGACAACGUCCCCAGAAUGUCCGUCAUCUCUGGGAAACAUCAACAAAUGUCUCAUUAAACCGCAGCUAAUAGACUGCUCAACCGACCUAGAAGCACAAGGCUUUCUGCAGCAGGACUGGGGUCGCGUCGCAGCCCACUUCAUGUGGGAUCAGUGGAUUUGUCUGAGCUUCCUGAUUAAAGCUGUGGGGAUUCCCGAGGCUGCGGAGAAUUCCAAAUCAUCCGAGACUCUCGGUGCCGCUCUGAGCUGCAGCGUCGAGGCUCUUUCUCUGCUGCCCAGUGACCUGGUGCUGCCUGCGCUCCACUUCAUGAAAACACUGAUGCCACAACUGGUGGCCAGUGAGGAGGCCCUCUGUGUGCGGGCGGUGACUCUGAGCUGGGAGCUCGUACGGGCGCUCAGCACGAAUGCUCACGACUUCUGGUCAGCUUUAAAAGGUUUCAUCUCCAUGGCCUUUCAGCGCAAACUCCUCCAGCUGACACACACCGAGGCUCCCAGCCUCAUGGCCACCUUGAAACAGGUUGCGUCAGAGCUGCUGGAGCUGUCUCAGUCAAAAAGUGGCGUGUUCGGUGUGCUGCUUCAACACUGCUGUCAGACAUGGCUUCCCACAGAUGGCUGCAGCUGUGAACGAGCAGACGCCGUAUUUUCUAGUGUUUUUAGCUACAUCAACAUAGUCACUGAGGCUUGUGUUUAUGGACCGGUCUUCAGGAGAGAUCAGAGACUUGUUUCAGACGUCCAAAUAUAUGUGGAGCAACUCGGUGAAAAGUGUGCUGCUAAUGUCGCAGUUUCCAGUGACGACAGGGAUGAUCAGCUGCCCCGCACACGUGUGCUGACAUUCCUGAGCUGCCUGGAUUCAUCCAAUCAGCAACAUGAAAGACUCCUAGAAGAGUUAGUUAUGCAGUUGUUGAAAACGGACAACACAAUAUCAAAGUCUAAAGUACGUUACCAUAGCAACUCCCUGCAACAUCGGGUCAAAAACAGAGUGUGGCAAACGCUGCUGCUGUUGCUGGCCAAACUCCGAGAGGAGUUUGUUUCCUCUCUACUGACGCGCGUGUUUGAAGCUGGCUUUUGCAGUAACCAGCCCUCGGUGAAAUACUUGAUCGAAUGGACGAUGGUUCUAAUCCUGGCCCGGUACCCGCAGCACAUCGACAGGUUUUGGUCCUGCUUCGAUCUGGAUCAUGAACGGACCAAAACAAGCGUGUGCACGUUCCUGUCUGUCCUGAUACAUUUCAGUGUCAUUAUCCCACAUAUUAAAGAGAAGGCGGCGCAGCUGCGUAAAGCCCUGGACGUCAUCCUGCAGUCGUGUUUCAGCCACAACUUCAGCGUGCGUCUGUACGCCUUACUGGCCCUGAAGAAGGUGUGGAGCCUGGCUGAAGGCCUGGCGGAGGAGGAGGCCGAUGCUUUUAGAGGGAUGUCGUCUGUGGUCAGAGCCUGUCUGAACCAGGCUGAGGCCAUGCAGAGUUCUGGAAAUGCCAACAAGAACUGGACGAAGAUUCAGGGGCACUUCUUCUUCGACACCUUUCAUCCUGUCAGAGAUUAUAGUGUUGAGACCAUAUUCUACACUUUUCCCAGUCUAUCAGAGUUAUCUGACGACGAGUGGAUUCCACUAUGGAAGUUUGAGAAGCUGUCUUUGUUUCCUGAAAGUUCGUCGUGUCCUUUGAGAAAUCCUUCUCCUGAUUUGGGCCGGCUGCAGCCUGGAGACUGGAUUCAGCAGGACAGAAGUGAACAGGAUAAGGAGGAGCGCUGGGCCGAGGUGCAGAAGAAGAUCACACCCUGGAGGUUAGACGUCCAGAAUCAGGAACCAGAACUUCAGCUGGUUCCAGCACAGAGAGCUGCUCGGAUUGGCAAGCAGCAGGGCGCCCUGCUGGUUGUUGCUUCGCUCAUCGACAAGCCCACCAAUUUGGGAGGUCUUUGCAGAACAUGUGAGAUAUUUGGCGCCAGAGCUCUGGUUCUGGACAGCCUCCAUCACAUCAAUGACAAACACUUCCAGUCCCUGAGCGUCUCAUCUGAGCUCUGGCUUCCUUUGUUAGAGGUGAAGCCUGUGGAGCUCUCUGAUUUCCUGCAGGCGAAGAAGAGUGAGGGUUACUGUAUUGUUGGGGUGGAGCAGACUGCCAACAGCCACAGCCUCCAGGACUACAGCUUCCCUGAUAAAACACUGCUUCUUCUGGGCAAUGAACGAGAAGGAAUUCCUGCAAACUUACUCCAGCUGUUGGAUGUGUGCGUGGAGAUCCCUCAGCAAGGGGUCAUCCGCUCGCUCAAUGUGCACGUGAGCGCCGCCUUGUUGGUUUGGGAAUACACACGGCAGCACCUCAACCCUGCUUCGUCUGAAACCAACUCAAAAUGUGAAUAA
Messenger RNA from Nematolebias whitei (Rio pearlfish), 4916 nucleotides. RefSeq names its product TAR (HIV-1) RNA binding protein 1 (gene tarbp1). The record is from RefSeq and is a predicted model, not a curated record. Gene Ontology annotation, biological process: tRNA methylation. The transcript has 29 exons. The coding region runs from base 72 to 4916 and encodes 1614 amino acids. Gene Ontology annotation, molecular function: RNA binding; tRNA (guanine) methyltransferase activity. Lineage: Eukaryota; Metazoa; Chordata; Actinopteri; Cyprinodontiformes; Rivulidae.